This is a messenger RNA of Paraphaeosphaeria sporulosa, 855 nucleotides long. Its product is annotated as short chain dehydrogenase. The record is from RefSeq and is a predicted model, not a curated record. Bases 1 to 855 code for a protein of 284 amino acids. The transcript has 4 exons. Gene Ontology annotation, molecular function: oxidoreductase activity, acting on the CH-OH group of donors, NAD or NADP as acceptor. Lineage: Eukaryota; Fungi; Ascomycota; Dothideomycetes; Pleosporales; Didymosphaeriaceae.
AUGGCUCCUUUCAGAACAUUCGAGGGCAAACUUGCCAUUGUGACAGGGGCAAGCAGAAGUUUUGGGGCCGUCUGCGCAGAACAUUUUGCUAGUCGUGGAGCUGACGUAGUUAUCGUGUACAUGACCGAUGAUUCAACACCAAGAGCGCAGUCCUUGGCAAAGUCUUUCGCGGAGAAAUACAGUAUCCGGGCGCUACCCGUGAAGGCUGAUCUCAGCAAGCCAGAUGCGCCUCAGCAUGUCGUCGACGUUGCGAAGGCGUAUUUCAGCGACGCAUCCGGCCGAUUCCAGAUAGACAUCAUCAUCAACAAUGCCGCGAUAGUCAACGCCCAAGGCAUCGACCAGUUGGAUCUGGAUCUGUUCGAUGCUACUUUCAAUCUCAAUUGUAAAGCGCCUGCUUUGCUUGUUAAGGCCGCAUUUCCCUAUCUGCCGACAGAUCGCUCCGGGCGCAUCGUCAACAUCUCCAGUGCUACGACGACCUGGGGAGUGUGGUGGCAGACGUCCUACGCGGGGACUAAAGGCGCCUUGGAGGCCAUGACUCGUGUCUGGGCCAGAGAGCUUGCUGAGCGUUGUACCGUAAAUGCGGUCGCACCUGGGCCCAUGGAUACAGGAUUGUAUUCAAGUCUUCCUGAUGAACCCCGCGAGGCAUUAAGGCCGCUCAACGUCCUAACACCGUUGGCCAAGGCAAGGCCUGGAGUUGAUAGCCCUGAGGUUCUGGAACUGGCUCAGAGCAUCGGUGGAAGGCCAGGAUACCUAGAGGAGGUGGCAGGCAUUGUCGGCAUAGCGUGUCUACCAGAGAGCGGCUGGAUGACUGGGAACGUUUUAGGAGCGAACGGUGGAGGCGCGUUCGUGCGAUAA